GCGGAAGUUACGCCAAUGUUGUCAUGGCGUCUUACAUGUAAAUCGCCGAGCUCCAGAAAUUGAAUAAAACAUCCUAUAAAGAAAUUUAAAGGUAAUCAAAUAAUCUGAGUGGCUCUCGGACUCCCAGGACUGAAAAAUGAGCACCCAAUACAGCAUUCUUUUCAAGCAAGAACACGCACACGAUGAUGCUAUCUGGACGGCGGCGUGGGGGAAAAGUGAGGCGGAUGGGUCAGAAACUAUUGUCACUGGUUCACUAGAUGAUAUGGUGAAAGUCUGGAAAUGGUCAGAUGAGAAGCUGGAGCUGCAGUGGACUCUGGAGGGACACCAGCUGGGCGUGGUGUCAGUGGACAUCAGUCACAACGGAGCGAUCGCUGCCUCCAGCUCCCUCGACGCUCACAUCCGCCUCUGGGACCUGGAGUCUGGAAAACAGAUCAAGUCCAUGGAUGCGGGGCCAGUCGAUGCAUGGUCGGUUGCCUUCUCCCCAGACUCUAAGUACAUCGCCACAGGAAGCCAUCUUGGCAAGGUCAACAUCUUCGGUGUGGAAAGCGGCAAGAAGGAGUAUUCUCUGGACACUCGAGGAAAAUUCAUCCUGAGUAUAGCUUACAGUCCUGAUGGAAAAUAUUUGGCCAGCGGCGCCAUCGAUGGAAUCAUCAACAUCUUUGACAUCGCCACUGGAAAGCUGCUCCACACACUGGAAGGUCACGCCAUGCCCAUCAGAUCCCUCACGUUCUCCCCCGACUCCCAGCUCCUGGUCACGGCCUCCGACGACGGCUACAUCAAAAUCUACGACGUGCAACAUGCCAACCUGGCCGGCACACUGAGUGGACAUGGAUCCUGGGUUCUUAACGUCGCCUUCUCCCCGGAUGACACACAUUUUGUCUCAAGCUCGUCUGACAAGAGUGUGAAGGUUUGGGAUGCCGGCUCCAGAGCGUGUAUCAACACUUUCUUCGACCAUCAAGACCAGGUGUGGAGUGUAAAGUACAACAGCACCGGCUCAAAGAUCAUCUCGGCUGGAGAUGACCGAGCCAUCCACAUCUACGACUGCCCCAUGUGAUGGACGACGUCCAGCACAGGCUACAAGAGGAGGGGACCUCCAGAGCUGUUUAUCAAAGCAUGCAGCUGAACUUGGCAACUGUGGAGGGGAGGGAGGAGGGCGGACAAGCUGUAAAUGUAAUACAUCUUUUUUUUUUUUGCACUGGCCUACUACGGCCAAAUAAAGGG
Messenger RNA from Chelmon rostratus (copperband butterflyfish), 1221 nucleotides. RefSeq names its product WD repeat domain 61 (gene skic8). Gene Ontology annotation, molecular function: protein binding. Bases 137 to 1054 code for a protein of 305 amino acids. The record is from RefSeq and is a predicted model, not a curated record. NCBI's taxonomy places the organism in Eukaryota, Metazoa, Chordata, Actinopteri, Chaetodontiformes, Chaetodontidae. Gene Ontology annotation, cellular component: Cdc73/Paf1 complex. The transcript is spliced from 11 exons.